Molecule: messenger RNA, 1179 nt
Organism: Fraxinus pennsylvanica
Lineage: Eukaryota; Viridiplantae; Streptophyta; Magnoliopsida; Lamiales; Oleaceae
Source: the annotation of a GenBank genome assembly
AUGGGGAGAAAAGAAGAAAGCAAUGAAAUGGAUAUUGAUCUAUCCCUCAAGCUUGACGCACAAGCAGAAUCCGAUCGAGUUGAAGAAGAAUUACUGAUCGCACAUAAAAGCGACGAAGAAGUAGAAGAAGAAGAAGACGAUGUUCGAAGGGAAAAUUCCAGGCUGGAAAACUUUAAGAGUACGGAAGAGAUAUCAAUUCUACAGAUGCAGAUGAAUCGUAUGAAGGAGGAGAACAAGAUAUUAAGCAAUGCUGUCGAACAAAUUAUGAAAGAUUAUGAUGAUCUUCAACUGAGAUUUGCUAUCAUCCAACAAAAUACUAAUCAAAAUAAGCUCAAAGGCGGCGAUCAUGAUCCGAGUCGAGACCCGAAAGGAAGGGCACUGUCAUCAGCAAUAGAUGAAGAUAGUACAACAGAAAGUGAUGAACUAGGGUUAUCUUUGACGCUACGAACCAGUUCGAAGAAAUUGGAGGAAGGCCAGACGAGGAAGGAGAAAAUUGAAGGUACGAUAGGAUCUGCAUCAAUUCAAGGUAAGUUACAAGGCAGCAAUAACUUUCCAGGAUUCAAUGCAAGCCAUGUUAGUUCUCCUCCAAAUAAAAGAGCUAGAAUUUCUGUCAGAGCCAGAUGCGAAGCUGCCACUAUGAAUGAUGGAUGCCAAUGGCGAAAAUAUGGACAGAAGAUUGCCAAAACAAAUCCUUGUCCUCGAGCAUACUAUCGUUGCACGGUAGCUCCUGGUUGCCCAGUCAGAAAGCAGGUGCAAAGGUGUUUGGAGGACAAGUCAAUACUGAUCACAACAUAUGAAGGAACACACAAUCAUCCACUUCCAGUAGGUGCAACAGCAAUGGCGUCAACAGCAGCAGCCUCCUACAUGUGUAAUCCAUUUAUGAAUAAUGAAAUAUCAACCUUAAACCAAACAAAUUUCCCAUAUUACAACAGCCCUCAUAUGAUAAAUCCGUCCUUUCCAUAUAUACCCAACCUAAGAAACAUAAACCCUAAUCUUGAUCCUGCUAAGGGAAUUGUUCUUGAUCUCAGCUCUUCACAUUCAGCAGAAAAAGUGGGCUAUUCUUGGAAUGGAAACACUCUUUUUAACCAGCUUAUUCCUGGCCCUAAACCAGUUGAAGAAAUAGGAUCCGAAGGUGAAAUUGCAGUGGCAUCAGAUCCUAAAUUUAGGAUUGCUGAAUGA